Molecule: messenger RNA, 2085 nt
Organism: Penicillium lagena
Lineage: Eukaryota; Fungi; Ascomycota; Eurotiomycetes; Eurotiales; Aspergillaceae
Exons: 3
Coding region: 1-2085 (694 amino acids)
Biological process (GO): potassium ion import across plasma membrane; intracellular potassium ion homeostasis
Cellular component (GO): plasma membrane
Molecular function (GO): high-affinity potassium ion transmembrane transporter activity
Source: RefSeq, a predicted model, not a curated record
AUGAAAAUCCAAGCGUUACUGAUUCCCCGGAAGUGGAGGGCGCGCGUUGGACGCGCCGUGAUGGCCGUCCUGCCACCAUUCAACUUUUUGACACUACACUACGUCUACUUCAUUGCCACCUGCCUUAUCGCCAGCGUGAUAUUCUAUUUGACGUCGACGCCAUGGCUCAGCGUCACCUAUGUGGACUCAUUGUUCUUGUGUGUCAGUGCCAUGACCGGAGCUGGAAUGAACACGAUAAAUCUGUCCACGCUCAAUAGCUUCCAACAGGCCAUUCUGUUCGUGCUACUCAUUCUCGGUUCCGCGGUUCUCAUCUCUAGCGCUGUUCUUAUGGUACGCAAGCGGGCCUUUGAUGCCAAAUUCAAGGGCAUCUCCGACGAACGCGAGAAAGAACGUGCUUCUCGCCGUGCAUCUGCUCUUGUGAUGGGCGGUUGUGAAACACAGCCAGAAAGUACGGAAGUUCUGGGCAGCAACGACUUUGAAACUUUCAAGUCAUCCAAGACUGAUACCGAGACAAACGUGACAACGCAGCCCUUGCCAGUGGAAACUGACGACCAGAGUCAAUGGGUAGACGACGAUCAGGUCACCGUGAGCGGCAUCAAGGCGCGCAACAAUCACGCUCACCACCGAGUUUUCCCAAUGGCCGGCGUGGGAGCCCGGCCUGAUCUGAACAACCACCCCCACGAUACAACGCCAAAUGUUCUUCUGUAUCGAGAAGACUCGCAGUCUGGAUUGAAGGGCGUUCUACGAGGAAGUCAAAGAUUCCUCGCUUCAAAAAGCUUGAUUUCGCGCAACUCCCAGUUCCACGGCUUGACCUCAGCCGAACGCGAGGCUCUGGGCGGAGUCGAGUACAAGGCCGUCUCGUUUCUGUCAUGGAUCGUGCCGAUCUAUCUUGUCAUGUUUCUCUUUCUCGGCAUGAUGGGCAUGGGAGGUUGGCUCGCGCUCAACCACCCGGACAUGACUCGAGAAAAUGGACUCGCGCCUUUCUGGACCGGUGCCUUCUUCGCCGUGUCUGCGUUUGUCAACAGCGGCAUGUCUCUGCUAGAUGCUAACAUGACUGCUCUUCAACUGAACGCUUAUCCGCUGCUGACCCUGGGCAUGUUGAUUCUGGCCGGCAACACGCUCUACCCGUGCUUCCUGCGCUUCAUCAUUUGGACCAUGAGAAAGAUGCUGCCCAAUCGACCGGCAUGGCAGUCAUGGAGAGUCACACUCGAUUUCAUCUUGGAUCAUCCGCGCAGAGUGUACACCAAUUUGUUCCCUGCUCGGCAUACCUGGUACCUCCUGGGCACGAUCGUCAUUCUGAACGGCAUCGACUGGGCCGCGUUUGAGCUGCUGUCAAUCGGCAACAAGUCCAUCCAAGUUCUUCCUACGGAAUACCGCAUACUGGACGGACUGUUCCAGGCCCUAGCAGUGCGCGCUGGCGGCUUCUACGUCGUGAACAUCGCCGACCUGCGUCAAGGACUGCUGGUUCUCUACGUUCUGAUGAUGUAUGUCUCCGCGUACCCGGUCCUAGUCACAAUCCGCAACACAAACGUCUAUGAAGAGCGCUCGCUGGGAAUCUACGCAGACAACGAAGAAUCCUCCCUCGAAACCGAAACCACGCAGAAGUCAAAUGUGAUCAUGGACCUCAUCCGGCACCACAUGGGCCGACCAGGAUUCUCCGAGUCUUCGCGCGGCUACUUUGUGCACCAGCAGCUACGUUCCCAGCUCAGCCAUGACAUCUGGUGGAUCGCAUUGGCCGUGCUAUUCAUCGCUAUUGCCGAGUCGGACCACUACGAUGCGCAACCCGUGGCGUUUGCGACAUUCAACAUUAUUUUUGAGGUUGUGUCGGCAUACGGCUGUGUCGGCGUGAGCGUUGGUUAUCCAGGCCAGAAUUUCUCGUUCUGUGGCGCAUGGCAUCCUAUUAGCAAACUUAUCCUGGCUGCUGUGGCUCUCCGCGGAAGGCAUCGUGGUCUGCCUGUUGCUAUUGAUAAGGCCAUUAUGCUUCCUAAUGAGUCGUUGGCGUGGGCAGAGGAAGAAGAUGCGGCGAUUAGGAAGGAAAGGUCGCAUGCUUGGGGAAUGGAUCGAAUGCCAGUGGGAUCGGUUUAG